Topomyia yanbarensis is the source of this 9947-nucleotide messenger RNA. RefSeq names its product rootletin (gene Root). Lineage: Eukaryota; Metazoa; Arthropoda; Insecta; Diptera; Culicidae. The transcript has 13 exons. The record is from RefSeq and is a predicted model, not a curated record. Bases 1 to 6672 code for a protein of 2223 amino acids.
AUGUCGGCCAACGGCGACGUGAAGGUGGUGUUCACUGAAAUUAGCAAACUGUGCUGCGCUACCAAGGUGAACGAUAAACAAAUUAUCUUCUGUAACAACUUCCAGCGGGACGAGCCUUCGAUGGUGGCAUCGGGUCGACCAGUUCCUCGUCGUUUUUCAACCGGUUCGGAUGGUUGUUUUCGGAUAGUGGCAGCGGUUACGGUCGAUAAUAGCAGUUUUUUGGAUUACCUGCUAGUGGAUGAGCCAAAUUCUGAUUUUAGCAGCAGCAGCGGUGGUUGUGGAAGUGCUGGAGCGGAAUUGUGCGACGGUGACGAAAUUGGUCGUCUAGCGGCGACAGAAUAUCCGGCUAGCCUAACGGCCGCCUGGAAUAACUGUAAGGACGAUUCCGGUGUGGAACUGGUACCGGUGGAUGUGAACGGGAGUGACAGUGCAGAACGCAUUGGCAGGCAACGGUCGGCUCAAGGAUUACUGGGCGGUAUUUACAAACGAGUUUCGCACCGAAGUGACUAUUUUGAGCAGUUCUGUGUCAAGUGUCGGAUUUAUCUGUUGGAAAACUUUCAGAAGUUUAGAAACAACUUUUCCAUUAUGUCUCGCUUGAGCGGCAAGGACCUCGCGCCCAGUAUAGCAUCUCGCCAGCUGGGUGAAGGGGGUGGGGGUGGUACUACCGGUGCUAGUUUAUGUGACCGUAAGAAACCAUUCUCCCGACCGUUCAGUAAGACAAGUUUGGAGCCAUCCGGCACCGGAGGAUCCUCCAGAAUGUUGAGUCCACCAUCGUCGGAAACGAGUUCUUUGAUACGACAGAAUAACGAAUUGCGUCACCGCCUUCAGGAGGAGGCGAACAACUAUCGACGCCGAUUGGACACAUACAAACAGGCGCAGAAUAAUCAAGCAGCUCUGGUGAGCCGGCUGCAGGCAAAGGUCCUUCAGUACAAGCAACGUUGUACCGAGCUAGAACAAGCUCCGCCCUUGAGUACUUGUCCAAGCUACCAAACCCGGGAUGUAUCCCCCGGUCGACACCAUCACGUUCCAUCAACGCUGUGUACUGCUCCACCAGCAGGGCUCUGUCCCGCAGCAGGUCCACUGAGUCUUCCACCGUGUCCGGUGGCAAGAGAACGCUCCCGUUCCAGAUCACGUUCACAAUCGCCAUGCCGCAAAUAUGCCGACGGAAGCCAUGAUGAAAUUCGACAUCAGCUCGACGAGGAACGUCGCCGUUGCGAAAAAAUGGUGGUCGAGAACUCCUGCCUGCGUCAGCAGCUGGAGGAGUCCCAACGAACCAACGAGGCAUUGACCAAUGAUCUCCAGAAGCUUACCAGCGAUUGGGAAAGCUUGCGGGAUGAGCUACUGGCUAAGGAGGACGAAUGGAAGGAGGAAGAACAGGCCUUCAACGACUAUUACAACAGCGAGCAUACCCGGCUGCUCAAAAUGUGGCGUGAGGUGGUAAACGUGAAACGCAUGUUCAAAGAGAUGGCUUCCACCACGAAGAUGGAACUAGGAAGAAUGCAUCUCGAACUAACAGGAACCGGCCGAGAGGUAGUCGGUGCAUGUAGUGGAGUUUCCGUCAAUAUGAAACAAACUUCUAAGAUCGAGGAAGCCCAACAAAUGCACAUCGAACGAGAAAAUCUAGAUCUCAAAUCACAACUAGGUGAACUACGCAUGCAACACGAAAAUGCUAAACUUGAAAUCGCACAGCGAGAUCAGCGGCUCCAGCAGAUGCUGGGAGAGUUGAAAUUAAUGGAAGAACGUUACGCUCAGGCAGAGAGUCAGGUCGGGCAAACGCAGCGUAUGAACGAUGAGCUGGAACGUCUCCAGGGAGCACUCCGUGACAUAGCCCACGCUGUAGUGCACGAUGCCGAAACAGCGGCUACUUCAGAGACAGACUCUUCCACUCAUCAUUUACAUCUCUCACAAUCCAGCGGUUUACCGGUUUCGCCGAGAUCCCCCAAGCGUGGAAUAAUCCGUACCUCACAAGCAUUCGCCGAGGGUACCAUAUCUGCGGUGCAAGCUGCUUUGCACAAGUAUCAACUUUCGAUUCACGAUCUGCAGGUUAAACUGCAAAGCAACAGCGAUGCCUUGGCAGUCAGCAAGAAACAGCUGGAGAACUGCGAACACACUCGCGAGUUGCUUACCGGGAAGGUAACCGAAUUGACCGAGAAGAUGGAUUCAGCUAACCAUCAGCUGACGGAGCUGUACAAGGAGCGGGAUAGUCUGCAGAAGACACUGGACGGAUUACGGACGGACAAGCACUCGGUCGAGCGGGGGAAAGCGGAGUUGAAUUCUAUUGUUGAUAGUUUGAACACGGACUAUGAGAAACUACAGCACGUUAAUAGUAAGCUACAAAAGAUGUAUGACUCACUGGAGGAUGAAAAAAAGAUGGUUGAGAGCGAACUUCAGCGUGUUCAGAAAGACAAAGACAUUCAAGAAAUGAAUUUAAGAGCCGAAGAAGAACGAUCGAGUAGACUGCGCGAGGAAACUAUCACCUUACGAGAGGAGUUGAACAAGCUCUACCUGUCACGUGACUUGCUCGAACAGCAGCGAAUUGAAUCAGAAGCUCUGCUCAACUUAAUUGAGAAGCAAAAGCUCGAGCUAGAAUAUGAACUGGAUAGGAUUUUAGGCGAACGCGACGGUUUGCAGAUGACACUGGAGAAAAAGAGUUCUUCGAAUGAACAUCUAGAGACCGAAAUCAAACAGCUGAAGGGAUCGAUCGUUCAACUGGAGCAAGAGCGUGAUAAACUGAAGAGCCACGUGUCCGACCAGGCAGUUGAUUUAGCAGCACUGAAGAAGGAGUUAAUUUCGGCCGAACAGGCCCGAUUGGAUCUCGAUUCUGAUAAACUGACAAUCAGUGAACGAUUAAAGUGCCUAGAGAUGGAAAAGGAUAAGAUUGAACAGGAGCUUAGCUGCGUAGGUCGAGAAAGAAAUGAUUUUAGUAAUCAGAUAACGACAAUCUCGCGAAAGAAGGAAGCUAUUGGCGAGGAAGUUAUGCGAUUGCGGCAACGGUUGGAACAAGCCAACGAAAUGAAUGCUCGACUGAACAGAAAUUUGGAGGAACUGGUUAAGGAAAGCGAAGAGAGGGCUGUAGUAAUUGAGGGACACGAAAAGGAAUUGCAGAGAUUGCAAGAACAACUAGCCUCCCUUCGAAGCGAAAAGGAUUCCCUCGAAGCCGUCCUGUUCGACACCAACACGUCUCUGGAGGAAGCUGAAGCCAGGAAAGACGCUCUAGAAAGAGAAAACCAGGAUCUCCUGAUCAAACAGGAAUCACACAAGGCGCUGAUCGCUCGAUUAAACAAGGACUUGGAGAAUGCGGAACGCCGAGCGCAGGAUAUCAAAAUACAGUUAACCAACGCUGCCGCGAAUCAGGAAGCGGAAUUCCUCCAGAAGCUGUCAAACCUGCGCACGUUCGGAGAGGAAAAUAUUAAAAAAUUAAACGAUGAGAAAGAAGUGAUUCGCAGUUCGCUAGAGAAGCGAAUGAGCCAGGCCUUACAGGCUCUACAGGGAUCGAAGGAUUCCGAAAUUCAAACAAUGAAAGACCAGUUUGAAGCGCUACAGAUGCAUCUGGAGGUGCUCAAUCAGCAGCAUGAGGAAACGAUUCUGCGGGCCGAAAACGAAAAACAACAAGCCCUGCUGAUCGCUCACCGAGACAAACAAGCCGUGAUGGAAAAGUUGGACGGUGUAACACGUGAGCUUAAACUGGAACUGGAUAAUAGCGACCGACUGAAGCGUGAGAUGAGUGCUAGACAAGAGAAGGACCGUACCACGAUUGGUUGUUUGCGAGAGGAGAUUUCCAAGAUACGAGCUAAAACGGAGGAAGCCCGGAUUAGAGCCGAAGAAGAACUGAAUCGAUUGGAGGUUGCACAAGGUGCCCUGCGAGAUGAAAAGGAUGUUGCUAUGAAGGAGAUUGAGGAGUUGAAAGUGCAAAUAAGGUUGGUGGAAGACCGGUGUGAUGCUGUCAAUAUACAGCUUCAGGACACUCAACGGAAGUUGAAGGAAGCUGAAAACUGUAUUGAUGCUACCAGAAAAGAGUUAACGGAUACUCGCAGGACAUUGGCUGAUAGCAAUAUCGAGCGGGAUAAAUAUGCCAACAGUAACAAAGAGUUGCGAGAUCAUGUCAAGCGGGUCGAGGGACAGCGUCGAGAACAGGCUAGAUCGAUGGACGAUGCUCUGCAGAAAAUUGCAGCUCUUGAAGAAUCGCGUAACUUGCUAGAGCAGGAGAAGGUUCGCCUUCAGACGAUCCUCAAGGAAACGGAAAACAAUAUGGCCAGGACGAGUCAGGAGCUUUCGGCAGCCCAGAGUAACAUUCAAAAGUUCCAAUCACAAUCAACGCAGAAUGACGCUGCUGAAAAGGAACUGCAGGCUCGUCUGACCAAUGAAUCCGAGGAGAAAGAACGCAUCCUGCAAGAGUUGCACCAAAUCAAGAAACAGAUGAGCGAUUUGGAAGGCUCUCUGUGUGCGACUCGUCAGGAGUUGGGUCGAGCUCGGUGUAAGAUCAAUCAGGACGAGCACCGGUUCCAUCAGCGUGAGCAGGAACUUUGCGCUAGGAUCGAGGAUGGCAGAGGACGCGAGAAGCGUCUGGAAGAUCAGAAGCAUAACUUAGAGGUCUGUCUGGCUGAUGCAACCCAGCAGAUUCAAGAACUGAAGGCUCGUUUGGGUGGAUCUGAAGGUAGGGUACGAGCUCUAGAUGAGCAGUUGGCACAAUUAGAUGCCGUUAAGAAAGAUAUGGAAAACAAGUUGAGCUCGAUUGGUCAUACCUUGAGACGAAUUGCUGGCAUACAGAUGGAUGGUUCCGUUAGCUUGCCCUAUCGACUGCUAAGUCCGUCAAGGAGGUACAGUCCAGCAAGAGGUCGAAGCGAACGGGAUGAGUUCCACCAUCACCACCAUCAUGAUACGCGCAGCUUGUCGGGUGAUAAUGCCAUAAUCGAUGUCGAUCCGGAAAUGGUUCGCAAAGGCGUGCGGACGCUAAUGCAACAAGUAGCUCAAAUUGAGCGUGAGAGGGACGAUUUCAAAAUGCAGCUUUGUUCGACAAAAAAACAACUUCAGGAGGGGGGCGAUAAUCAAAUGAGACUAGAAGCGAAAAUUUCCAAGAUGCAGCAGCAUAAUAGAGCUAUUCAUGAAGAUAAAACUAAUCUGGAAGCAAAGUUAGCACAAAAGGUCAGCGCACUUUUAUCCACAGAGGAAACUUUGCGACAGAAGAGUGAUGAGUUGAACGUUACACGUGAGAAGGCAGCUCACCUAGAGCAGUCCCUGGGAAGUACAACCGAAGAGAAGGGUCAGCUCGAAGAACGUCUCGAGAAAUGUAGGCAGCAUUCAUGUAGACUAGAAUCCGACAAGCGUCAUCUUCAGGACGAACUAACGAGAACUGAGGGACGGGCUUCGAAGCUAGAUCUACAGCGUGUAGCUCUGGAGGGAGAUAUUCAGCGUCUGCAGAUGGCACUUCAGGAAAAGGAUUGUACCAUUAGAAACAUCCAAGAGCGGCAGGAAAAUCUUCAGCGAACUGCAACUCAACUAGAAGAUCGCUGUGCUGCCCUCAAAAGUACUGUUGACCAGUUGAAAGAACGACUACAGGCUGCCGCUAUUACUGAAACUGAACUGCGAGGCGAGAUUGCCGGAUUACACCGACACAGUUCUGACCAAGGGCAUACAUUCGCGUUAGGUCAGGAUAAACUGAAGCAACUGCAGAAAUCACUUACCAACAGUGAGAAUGAACGUCGAGUACUUUCGGAACGGUUAGAUGCUUCGCAACAUACAAUUAAUGAGCUACGACGCAACCAGCAGGCUACUCAAGAUCAAACGCAGCGCCUGCAGGAACAGAUGGCCGAAUGUGAGGUGCAGAAGUCGGCGUUGGAAUCACAGCUACGGUUGGCCAAGUGGAAUCAGGACAAUGCGGAGCAAUUUGGUGCAUCUGCUGGAGGAGAUCAGGACCUUGCACGGCAGUUGGUCAAUUCGCAGAGGGAUCGUACCGAGUUGCGUAAUAAGGUUGAAGCAUUACAUGAAAAGGUCCGUCAUUUGGAGAAUGAAAGACGUGGUCUGGAGAAGAGCAGUAAAUUUUCUGGCCAUGUUCAGUUUGAUCGAUCAGAAAAAAAUACCACAGAUUGUGGUGAGCUUGACUCGAACCGGCUAGAGGCGAGCAGUUUUGGUGGUUCGGCAACUGGAUUGAAAUUCAGUUGCGGUCUUGAUCAUACCCAGAUCGAGCAGGAAAGCCGUGAACUGCGAAUGAAAGUUCGCCGGCUGGAGACUCUUCUGGCUGAAAAAGAAGCCGAACUAGCUAGAGCGAGGGCAAAGUCGCUGGAAUCUCCCAUCAAAACCGGAGGAUGCGGAACUGGUGAUAUCGAGCGUUAUCGUAGUGCACAGAUCCAGGCGGAGCGUUUGCUGGAUGCAAGAGAGCAAUCUCACCGACAGCAGACAUUACGGUUGGAAAACCAGAUCUCCAUGCUGAGAGAACAGCUCGCUCAGGAAGCCAAGCGCAGGCAGAUGUACAUCCUGAGGAGCUCGCGGGCCGGGAGAGAGAUGCAACAGUUACGACAGACACUCGGAGACUCGCUACGAAACGUGGCUCAGGAGCCGAUCGAUUCUACGCUACUGGAAUGUGAAGCCAGAAGGUUGGAUACGGCCGUUUCGAUGAGUUUGCCUCCAACAACCUCUCGUGACUAUGAUCGAAGUCUGAGUCCUACUUACCGCUAGGUUGUAAGCAUAGACUAAAUCAAAUAUAUUUAGUAGAGUUUCGAGUAGAAAGCCUCUAGGUGCCUUCGGGAAUGUCGUUCUGUUCGAAGCACUGACACUGAGUGUGAACAAUGUCAGGUAAAACGAGAAUCGACCAAAAGGAAAGCACUUUCUUUGUCUAUGUCAGUUCAACUAAAGAUUGUUUAGGAUGGAUUAGAAUGAUACUAAAAAAGCUUUAUACCAAUGCUUUGGAAAGUGAAAAUAACCGAAAGUAUUAUUAUGUUAUUGUUGCAGUUGAACCUGAACUUUUGUCGAUCUCAUGAUUUGAAAAUUACUAGAAAAGUAAUACUUGAUCAAUUUAAAGUGAGGUAAAAAGUAAGUUCGGAUGCUGGCUUUAAUGCAUGCUAACACCUAAAGGUUUCGGAAUUAAAACUGUUGGGUAGUGAAAAUUACGUCAUAAUUGAUUUGAAGGUUUGGCAGUUUCGAAUCAUGGAAGUUGCACAGCAAAUCCGAAUUUGUAUCUACUGGAGACUUCUUCAGUUAUCAAACUAUUUUUAAGGAAGUUGUUUAUAGUACAUUUUGAUGUAUGUUUCAUAAUCCAUCAGAAUGCAUACAUUCCUGAUUGCUAAGCAUUAUUUAAGAGUAAUUCCGGUGCUUACUGACGCGAUAAGACCGGAAACCUUCUUUUAAAAGGAUUGAACGCUCAUUGGAUUAAAUUACCCGGAAACAGCAGGUUUAAAAUUUGUGAAGUUUACCUACCUUAACAACUUUUGUCUUAACUCCUUGUCUCGGAUACUUUCCGGAAACAUUCUUCUCACACUACGCACUGUUGAUCUUCGAACUGCUCAUCUACUAAUUUGGAAUCAAUUCGCGAAGCAUUCUUAUGGUACUUGUGUAUGAUAAAUUCUUUUUUCAAGUUCUAUAACUAUAAUGUUAAAUUGCUUUAAAUUUCAUUACUCUCCAAAGCGUAAUAAACAAAACACAGAACGGCGUUCUGUGAGAACCAGCCCCGUGAAAACUGUUUGUUGCCUGAAGCUGCCACCAAAUGCCAGUAGCGCUAGCUACGUUUCAAAUGUUCAAGGUCUGUUCACAUGAACUGUAUAACACUGUUUAAAAGUUGGAUUCAAAACAAGUAAUUAAUAACAAUAUAUGAGAAAUUACGCUUUCUCUUGCAUCGCUUCUUCUCCACAAAAUCCGAACGCUUUUUUCGCCUGAGUGCUAGUUAAGCACAUCAAAAUGAGGUUUGUUUGCAUUCGAUAAGUUUCAGGUCGAGUUAACAACAUUGGCUCGUAGCGAUGUGAAUGUUGCUUAAAGCGUGUUCGCUGUCAUUUUUGACAACUAGCCGAGCCAGAAAGCCAGCUUAUGUUGGCUUCACUCAUUUUUCAAAGAAACGUCAAAACAUUCACCCUCUUGGUGAGAACACUCAAUAUUUUUUUUUCAAAACUAGAGACGCCCGCUUGGGCAAAAUGGUGAAAAAGGCACUAGCGUUCUUAAAAAACGGAAUCUACACGUUUACAAGAAACUACCCAAAAUUGAGUUCUUUUGAUUGAAGAUAAAUUCUACCAGAAUUUUUUAAAACGGCGUAACUGCAAAUAAGAGCUCUUUGUUUGCUUUCUCAAUUAACUAUUGCGGCGCUGUUAAUUAACUAUUUCUAUAAAUUCCUAGUACGCAUCAACGCAAUGUAAUAUAAGUCGAAUCUCUCGUUUAUUUUUAACAACAGUAACCUACUGAAAAGCCCAACAAAUGGUGCAAAAUCGUCCAACACUGGUCCAAUAGUGGACGUCAUCUAACAUUGGCCCGACGUAGGAUCUUCAUUGGACGAUUUGGCACUAACAUCAUAGGGGGAAUGACAGCGAAUGAAAUCCAAAAUUCAAUAUAAGGUACCUAAUUUAUGUCGAAAGAACCUGAUCUUCGGGAAAUUUUCAUGCGCAAAUAUAUUUUUAACCAAGUGUUAAGCAAUUGUCGGUAGGCAGUCAGUUCCUGGAGGAGCAAGACUUUUUUCGUGAGAUUUUUUCUUUUUCAUAUAUCAACGAUAUAAUGAUAUUUUUAUUACUUAGCACAACAAACGACUCUAGGUAUUUAUACAUAUACAUGAUAAUAAACAUAAGGUAUCCUUUAAUCUAUUUGAUAUGAAAACAAUCAUAUCUAAAUAAAUCGACUCACUAGUCUUCUUUUCGUAAUUGGAAAAGAAGAUAUGUAGCAAUCGUAUCCAAUAAGCAAUUGAAUAUGUUAUCAUCACAAUUUAAAUUGAAAAUUAACAGCAAUUCUAAGCGGAAUUGGUUCCACCUAUUCUUCUCGAAGAAUAUACAUAUGAAUUGACUGGAGCCAUUAUUUGUUAGUAAAUAAAUACUAGAAACACGUGUGAACAGCUUCGUGGCACUGUUUUUGUAGCGUAAAAUACAGUAUUUGUCUAUUAGAGAAAAAUGUUGGCUUAAGUGGAAAUCAUUCUACUAUAUUCAAUCAAAAACUGCCAUGGAUAAUCCUAGUAUAAAUGAAGGAAAAUCAGUCACCAGAUAAAACCAAUGUUGCUUAUAGGAACAUUAUAUACGCUACCUUAAAAAUUGCUUUUGUAUGCUAAUAAUAACAAUAACUAGGAUGUAGCUACUUUUAUAAGUCAAAAAUUGGGAUCAACCAUCAUUAAUCACUGCCUAUUAUAUGCAUUUUACUUAACAUACCAAUUUAAAACUGCUGUUAGUUUGGAGAACUGUGACACGGAUAAGAAAAGAAUAGGUCAUAGCGCCAAUGCUCAAUGGAUAUUAAUAUUUUCCUGUGGAAAGAAAAGCAUUUUUUCAUUGAAAGCUUCUGGAAGUUCCUACUUACAAGUAUGGUAUUUUAAAUUAAAUAUUUUUGACGUCUUUUUCAAAGCUUUUCAAAAUUUGAAGCGAGCACAGUGGAAAUUGUAUUAGUUCUCGAUCACCUGCCAGUAGCUCUUGACAAGGCAAAUAGCUGUUGGUGCACGUCGUUCAUUAAGCCUAGUACCGUUUUUUGUAUUUUUCACUACAGUUGAUGUUAGAUAAAUCGUAUUUUAUUUUAUUUAAAUUUUAAAUCGUUCAAAGCAUCUUGCUAUUGGGCGCCUGUUUAACGAUUCGUGAGAUGCCGUCCAACGUAGGACCGAAAGUCUGAAUAAAACUAUAUUUUUUGCUGUGAAUUUGAUUAUCAAAAAUAUUUUAUAGCGAAAUGGAGAGCUUUCAAUAAAGAAUAUGAACCAGAUAGGAAGAUAAAAGAGCAUUUCAUAAAAUUUACGAACAGAAGCAUAUUUUAUUGUUUAAGCUCGAAUCGAUGUCACACGAAUUAAA